Molecule: messenger RNA, 2919 nt
Organism: Phyllotreta striolata
Lineage: Eukaryota; Metazoa; Arthropoda; Insecta; Coleoptera; Chrysomelidae
Source: the annotation of a GenBank genome assembly
AGAUUGAUUACUGUCAUUAUUGUCAAAAUUUAAUUUUGUUCAUGUAGUAGGUGUAUAUGAUUUGGUGUUUUUUUACAAUUAGAUAACGCCCAAAAUGCCUACCACACCGCCUCAAAUCUCCCCCGUGGAGGAGCAGGACAAAUACUUGCACGACGCAUUGGGUAUAGUUAAAGCUCAGGCAUUCCAAAUGAAGAGAGCUUUGGACAAGAACAAGCUGAUGGACGCUUUGAAAAACGCCUCCGCCAUGCUGGCCGAAUUGAGAACAUCUCUUCUAUCGCCAAAAAGUUAUUACGAACUUUACAUGGCGAUUUCCGACGAACUGAGGCACUUAGAAUUGUACCUAGUGGACGAAUUCCAGAAAGGCAGUAAAGUACCAGAUUUAUACGAGCUGGUACAGUACGCAGGUAAUAUCGUACCGCGUUUAUAUCUGCUAAUCACCGUCGGUCUGGUUUACAUCAAAACCGACACCGCGAUGCGUCGGAAUCUCCUUAAAGAUCUAGUGGAAAUGUGCAGGGGCGUACAGCACCCUCUUCGAGGACUGUUCCUGCGCAAUUACCUGUUGCAAUGCACCAGAAACGUCCUGCCGGACGCGCCCGACACGGACGCCGAGUGCCCCGAGGGCACCGUGAAAGAUUCCAUCGAUUUCGUGCUAAUGAAUUUCGCCGAGAUGAAUAAACUGUGGGUGAGGAUGCAACACCAGGGCCAUUCGAGGGACAGGCGCAACAGGGAGAAGGAGCGCGAAGAACUGAGAAUACUAGUCGGGACGAAUUUAGUGAGAUUGAGCCAGUUGGAGUCGGUUACUUUGGAUAAGUACCAGAAGUCGGUGUUGCCGGGGAUAUUAGAGCAGGUGGUGAGCUGCAGGGACGCGAUCGCCCAGGAAUACCUAAUGGAAUGUAUCAUUCAAGUAUUCCCCGAUGAAUUCCACAUACAAACGUUGAAUCCGUUUCUGAAAUCGUGCGCUGAACUCGAAGCUGGCGUCAAUGUCAAGAACAUCGUCAUAUGCUUGAUGGAAAGGCUGGCAGCUUUCAGUCAAAGAUCUGAUACUAUGGGAGCUCAAGAGACCAGCAUGCUGAAGGAAGUUCAAUUAUUCGAAGUGUUCUCCAACCAAGUGUCUUCUAUUAUUGCCAAUCGUCAAUACUUACCUCCCGAAGAUAUGGUCGCGCUGCAAGUAGCUCUGAUUAACCUUGCUCUUAAAUGUUAUCCGGACAAAAUUGAGUAUAUUGAUAACGUUAUGUUAUCGAGCGUCGAAGUUUUCCAGCGUUUGGGUAUCGAACACCUAGAAUCUCACUCUUCGGUAGCUAAAGAACUACUUAAACUACUCAAAAUCCCUCUGGAUAACUACAAUAAUCUGUUGGUAGUGCUCAAGCUGAAGCAUUACGCCGGUUUGAUGCAGCACCUCGACUAUUUCGGCAGGAAAUCUCUGAGCAUUUACAUUUUGAAUAACGCCUUAGAAAACGAAACUGUAAUACCUACCGCGGAAGAGGCCGAACAAGCUUUUACUCUUCUAAGCACUCUAGUGUCAGACGAUAAAAACGACCAUCCCGUCGGGGAUAUCGAUAUGGAAGAGUUAACCGAAGAGCAGUGCUUAUUAGCUAGAUUUAUACACCAGAUGAAAUCUACCGUUCCCGAUGACCAAUUCCUCAUACUAACAGCUGCUCGAAAGAUUCUGAGCACCGGUGGACCGUUAAGAAUAAAAUACACCCUACCGCCGCUGGUAUUCCAAGCCUACCAACUGGCCUUCAAAUACAAGGAGCUGAAGGACGAAAAGUGGGAGAAGAAAUGCACGAAAAUCUUCCAGUUCUGCCACCAAACCAUAACGGCCUUGGUGAAGGCCGAGCUGGCCGAGCUGCCGCUCCGUCUGUUCCUGCAAGGCGCCCUGGCCAUCGACCAAAUCGGCUUCGAGAACCACGAGACGGUAGCCUACGAGUUCAUGUCGCAGGCGUUUUCGUUGUACGAAGACGAAAUAUCCGAUUCCAAGGCUCAACUGGCCGCCAUUACGCUCAUCGUAGGUACUUUGGAACAGAUCAGCUGCUUCUCGGAGGAGAACUCCGAUCCGUUGCGAUCGCAGUGCGCCCUGGCGGCCAGUAAGCUGCUCAAGAAACCGGAUCAAUGCAGAGGCGUCGCCACCUGUUCGCAUCUGUUCUGGAGCGGCCGGAGUCUGGCCAAUAACGGCGAGGAAGCGCGCGACGGUAAAAAAGUCGUGGAAUGCUUGAAGAGAGGUAUUCGAACGGCCAAACAAUGCAUGGACGUGUGCGUUCAAGUGCAAUUGUUCGUGGAAUUGUUGAACCACUAUGUAUACUUCUUCGAGAAAGGCAACGAUCAAGUCGAUGUUGACGUGUUGAACCAGCUGAUUGCUAAGAUAAGAAGCGAAUUGGCGAAUUUGGAGAAAUCCGACGAAGAAGCGCAGGUGGCGAAGCAUUUUAGCAAUACUUUAGCUCACUUGGAAUUGAGAAUGGAGUCGCCGGAUAGCGACAGGGAGGCUUACAAAGGUCUAUCGUUGCUCUCUCUGGCCGACGACGAUAAAAGCGAUUCGAAGAAGGUCGAAGCUAAAUAGAAUAUCGAAUUAGAAUUAUUUUUUAACGUUUCUCGGAUUCGUUUUGGUAGUGCUUGUAAGUUUCAUCUAUUUGUGUAUAUAGUUUAGCGCGUACUUUUUUAUUAUUUUCGUAAUCGAUUAUAGUUUAUCAGAUCAUUCCUGUAGGUUCGUUUUAUGAUUAAUUCAUAUGGAAUAUUUGAUUAGUUUAUCGUUGGAAUUAGGUCCGAUUAUUAUCUUUAUAUCUUCAUUAACGGAGUAUUAUUAUACAGCAAAUGCGCGGGUAUUUGUUAUUGUUGACCAUGAUAUAUUUAGAAAACCAUUGUAUUUGUAAUUAAUAUAAUUUACUGAAGAGUUACACUAUGUAAAUACAACGAUUCAGAUGCCUA